GCCCCCGUGGAGCAAAAUGAGAGCGCAGUGAGCCAGCUCAGCCUCUCCCCAGCCAUCCCCCGACGCCCACCAUGAACCACUUGGAGGGCUCCGCGGAGGUGGAGGUGCCGGACGAGGCGCCAGGAGGGGAGGUGAACGAGUCCGUGGAGGCCGACCUGGAGCACCCCGACGUGGAGGAGGAGCAGCAGGCGCCCCCGCAGGCCGCCGGCCGCCACGGUGCCCUCGAUGACCCCCGAGCGCAGCUGGCUCGGCGGCAGCAGCAGGAGGAAGAGGAGCGCGGGGAGAGCCUGGCGCGCUCGGCCAGCACGGAGAGCGGCUUCCACAACCACACGGACACGGCCGAGGGCGACGUGCUCGCCGCGGCCCGCGACGGCGGCGCCGACGAGGCGGAGCGCGCGCACGACCCCGACGAUGAGAGCGCCUACGCGGUGCAGUACCGGCCCGAGGCCGAGGAGUACACGGAGCAGGCGGAGGCCGAGCACGCCGAGGCGGCGCACCGGCGCGCGCUGCCCAACCACCUGCACUUCCACUCGCUGGAGCACGAGGAGGCCAUGAACGCGGCCUACUCGGGCUACGUCUACACGCACCGGCUCUUCCACCGCGGCGAGGACGAGGCCUACGCCGAGCCCUACGCCGACUACGGCGGCCUCCAGGAGCACGUGUACGAGGAGAUCGGGGACGCGCCCGAGCUGGAGGCGCGCGACGGCCUGCGGCUCUACGAGCAGGAGCGCGAUGAGGCGGCCGCCUACCGCCAAGAGGCCCUGGGCGCGCGCCUGCACCACUACGACGAGCGCUCGGACGGCGAGUCCGACAGCCCCGAGAAAGAGGCCGAGUUCGCGCCCUACCCGCGCAUGGACAGUUACGAGCAGGAAGAGGACAUCGACCAGAUCGUGGCCGAAGUCAAGCAGAGCAUGAGUUCGCAGAGCCUCGACAAGGCGGCCGAAGACAUGCCCGAGGCCGAGCAGGACCUGGAACGCGCCCCGACCCCAGGAGGAGGACACCCCGACAGCCCCGGGCUGCCAGUACCUGCCGGGCAGCAGCGGGUCAUGGGACCUCCGGGUGGCGGUGAGGCUGGGCAGCGGUACAGUAAGGAAAAGCGAGAUGCCAUCUCGCUGGCCAUCAAGGACAUCAAGGAGGCCAUCGAAGAAGUGAAAACCAGGACCAUCCGUUCGCCUUACACCCCCGACGAACCCAAAGAGCCCAUCUGGGUCAUGCGCCAGGACAUUAGCCCCACGAGGGAUUGUGACGACCAGAGGCCCAUGGACGGAGAUUCUCCUUCUCCUGGCAGUUCCUCACCCCUGGGUGCUGAGUCAUCAAGCAUAGCCCUUCAUCCCGGUGACCCCACAGAAGCCUCCACAAAUAAAGAGUCAAGAAAAAGCUUGGCUUCUUUCCCAACCUACGUUGAAGUCCCUGGACCUUGUGAUCCUGAAGACUUGAUCGAUGGAAUUAUUUUUGCUGCCAAUUACCUUGGCUCCACGCAGCUGCUCUCAGACAAAACUCCCUCCAAAAACGUACGCAUGAUGCAGGCCCAGGAAGCUGUAAGCCGGAUCAAGCAGACGGCCCAGAAAUUAGCCAAAAGCAGGAAGAAGGCUCCUGAAGGUGAAUCUCAGCCAAUGACUGAGGUGGAUCUCUUCAUUUCUACCCAGAGGAUCAAAGUGUUGAAUGCAGAUACACAGGAGCCUAUGAUGGAUCACCCUCUGAGGACCAUUUCCUACAUCGCAGACAUCGGGAACAUUGUCGUGCUGAUGGCCCGCAGACGGAUGCCUCGCUCCAACUCCCAGGAGAAUGUGGAGGCCUCUCACCCAUCCCAGGAUGGAAAAAGACAGUACAAGAUGAUCUGCCAUGUCUUUGAGUCUGAGGACGCCCAGCUGAUCGCACAAUCCAUAGGACAGGCAUUCAGCGUGGCAUACCAGGAAUUCCUCAGGGCCAAUGGGAUUAACCCAGAAGACCUCAGCCAGAAGGAAUACAGUGACCUUCUCAACACCCAGGACAUGUACAACGAUGACCUGAUCCACUUCUCCAAGUCGGAAAACUGCAAAGAUGUUUUCAUAGAGAAACAGAAAGGAGAAAUCCUAGGAGUCGUGAUUGUAGAAUCUGGCUGGGGAUCUAUUCUUCCCACUGUGAUCAUUGCCAACAUGAUGCAUGGAGGCCCUGCGGAGAAGUCAGGGAAGCUGAACAUCGGGGACCAGAUCAUGUCCAUUAAUGGAACCAGCCUGGUGGGCCUGCCUCUGUCCACAUGCCAGAGCAUUAUCAAGGGCUUAAAGAACCAGUCCCGAGUAAAGCUGAACAUUGUGAGGUGCCCUCCGGUGACCACAGUGCUAAUAAGGAGGCCAGACCUUCGCUACCAGCUGGGAUUCAGUGUCCAGAACGGAAUUAUCUGCAGCCUCAUGAGAGGGGGAAUAGCUGAGAGAGGAGGCGUCCGCGUGGGACAUCGGAUCAUUGAAAUCAAUGGCCAGAGUGUGGUAGCCACACCUCAUGAGAAGAUCGUGCACAUCCUCUCCAAUGCUGUCGGGGAGAUCCACAUGAAGACGAUGCCAGCAGCCAUGUACAGACUGCUGACAGCCCAGGAGCAGCCUGUUUACAUCUGAGCCGCACCACCGCCGUGCGGUGCGGUGACGGCAUGCAUGGAGGACUCUCCUCGCCGCGAAUG
Phodopus roborovskii (desert hamster) is the source of this 2650-nucleotide messenger RNA. RefSeq names its product amyloid beta precursor protein binding family A member 1 (gene Apba1). Lineage: Eukaryota; Metazoa; Chordata; Mammalia; Rodentia; Cricetidae. The record is from RefSeq and is a predicted model, not a curated record. Bases 72 to 2588 code for a protein of 838 amino acids. Gene Ontology annotation, molecular function: protein binding; amyloid-beta binding. The transcript has 12 exons. Gene Ontology annotation, cellular component: cytoplasm; plasma membrane; dendritic spine. Gene Ontology annotation, biological process: chemical synaptic transmission.